GGGCCUCGUUAUAAACGGUCUCCAAAUCCACUUUUUUGAUCGCCUAAAUUUUCUCUGUCUUUCAAUAUAUAUAUUUAUCAACCCUAAAACAAUCUACACUAUCAUCAUCAUGAGUUACUACAAUCAACCUCCAGUCGGUGUUCCCCCUCCUCAAGGUUAUCCUCAAGAUGGUGGAUAUGCAAAAGAUGGUUAUCCGCCGCCUGGAUAUCCUCCUCAAGGUUACCCUCCGGCGGCGGCAGGGUAUCCUCAAGGCGGUUAUCCUCCGCAAGGGUAUCCUCCGCAGUACCCUCCACAAUACGGCGCUCCUCCUCCUCAACAACAACAACAACAGAGCGGCGGCGGUGGUUGUCUUGAAGGCUGCAUGGCUGCAUUGUGCUGUUGCUGCCUCUUGGAUGCCUGCUUUUGAAAUUUGAUUCGGAGAGAACUUUUAUUUAGAGAUAUGUUUGUUUCUUCUUCAACAUGUACUCAAAUUUCCUAUUAUUUUUAUGAAAUUAUUGAAACCUGACAAUAUUAUUAUCAUAUGCAAUUAUUAUUGUUUAUUGUUUUUGUUCUCUUCUU
Messenger RNA from Impatiens glandulifera, 558 nucleotides. Its product is annotated as cysteine-rich and transmembrane domain-containing protein WIH2-like. The record is from RefSeq and is a predicted model, not a curated record. Lineage: Eukaryota; Viridiplantae; Streptophyta; Magnoliopsida; Ericales; Balsaminaceae. The transcript is spliced from 3 exons. The coding region runs from base 110 to 406 and encodes 98 amino acids.